This is a messenger RNA of Fundulus heteroclitus (mummichog), 2334 nucleotides long. It is a transcript of the gene fgf20b, whose product is annotated as fibroblast growth factor 20b. Gene Ontology annotation, cellular component: cytoplasm. Gene Ontology annotation, biological process: regulation of cell migration; positive regulation of cell population proliferation; animal organ morphogenesis. Gene Ontology annotation, molecular function: growth factor activity; fibroblast growth factor receptor binding. Bases 28 to 660 code for a protein of 210 amino acids. The transcript has 3 exons. NCBI's taxonomy places the organism in Eukaryota, Metazoa, Chordata, Actinopteri, Cyprinodontiformes, Fundulidae. The record is from RefSeq and is a predicted model, not a curated record.
ACCUGCUGAACUUUACCCGCUGACGCGAUGGCAGCCGCUACUCUCGGGGAAGUUGGAGGCGUCCUGCACGGCAUCGACGGCGUCGUUCACGUCGGCUCCCAUUUCUUCCUCACGCCUCCCGGGGACGGUCCGAUUGUGCUGGGGGAGCACCUGGUCCCCGGGGACAGGCGGUACCUGCCCACUACGCCAGAUCUGAAACACUUAAAGGGCAUUCUGAGGAGGAGGCAGCUCUACUGCAGGACUGGAUUUCACCUGGAGAUACUUCCGGAUGGCACGGUGCAGGGGACGAGGAAGGACCACAGUCGCUUCGGUAUUUUGGAAUUCAUAAGCCUUGCUGUUGGACUGAUAAGCAUAAAAGGAGUGGACAGUGGGCUUUACCUGGGAAUGAACGACAAAGGGGAGCUCUAUGGCUCAGAAAAGCUCACAGCUGAAUGUGUCUUCAGGGAGCAGUUUGAGGAAAACUGGUACAACACCUACUCGUCGAACCUCUACAAACACGGAGACAAAGGGACGCGUUAUUUUGUGGCAUUAAACAAAGAUGGGACUCCAAGGGACGGGACUAAAUCCAGAAGGCACCAGAAAUUCACACACUUCUUGCCCAGGCCUGUGGACCCAGAGCGAGUGCCAGAACUGUAUAAGGAUAUCCUGGGACACAGUUGAGGCACAAAGCCCCAGAUCAGGAGUAGCUGCUUUAAAGCCCUGUUAGGCAGGAAGCCGAUCGAGAAAGAGAGGCUGAGACGAUCCCGGGUGCAGGCUGGAGGACCUCUACCAGCGGGGAUAAAGGCACUGGGGGCCUCUUGUAGGAAUGCACAGUGGCCAUCUCUCAGCAGCCAAGAAGACAGGCUAGAAUGCCUCGGUAUGAGGGGCUCAUUUGUUCCAGAGGCUGAGCGAUCCCAGAAAAGUACCUGCGCGGAACAGGUUACAAAUGGGGAAGCGGAGCUGAGAGGUCACGCAGCGUCUCUAGAGCCUGUGGGAAUCACAGGAGAUCAAACAGGGCCGCUAUCUGAGCAACAACGGCUGGUGGCUGAGAAGGACUUUGAAGGAAUACGGUUUUAUUUCAAACCUGUGUCGAGACAUUCGGAAAAGUGUAAAGGUCUAUUUAUUCAUUUUAGAUAUGCAUAUUUAUCUUAUAUAUUUAUUUAUUGGAGAAUAUAUUUUACAGGUAGGAUCAUGCAAUAUAGAAAACCCCCACUUGGAACAAUGUAAAUUAUCUAAAGACUGAGACACUAUAUUUUUUAUCUUCUUUAUCCUGAAAAAUAACCACCUUAUUCAGUAAUACUCUGUAAUUUGAUCCAAAUUAUAUAAAAAAAGUUUUAAAACCUAUCCCAAUUUGACAUGUAUUCUAUCCCGAUUUGUUUUAUUGUGUAUUUUUCAAUAUUACUAAUGACAGUCAUACUAUUGUAAUGUAUUACAUAGGCAUGGGCCAGUAUAGGAUUGUCACAAUAUAACCUUUAGUAGAAAUUACACUUUCACUACAUUGACCAAAAACCUUUAAAUAAAAAAAAAUCUAAAGACAUAAUAAAAUCUAAAUUUUAGUGUAGAUUUUAAAAGAUAUAACAUGUAUUCCCCCUACUUUAAAAAAUGAUGUGACAUUUAAUUUCAGUUUUAAUUAAAAUGUCAAAAAAUGUGCUGAUUGUGGAAAAUGUUAUAUCGGUUUCCCUGAAGUUUCAGAACUACAGGAGAGAAAUAAGUGUUGUCAUUUUAGGCUCCACCAUCACUGACUGUGGUAUAGAAAAUGAUCCCAAAGAGCCGACUUUGUCAGUUUUGUAAUUGCAGAAAAGGGGUAGCAGCUUUCUCUUCUGCUAGCUCACCACCAGUGCACAGCAACAGGUGGAGGAGGGGAAGCGCUGCUUUACUUUCUCUGGCAUCUCAUUAAAAGGACUUUAAACUAUGUCAGUGGUGUGAUGGGAAAUUGAAUCAGUUUUGCGUUUGUCAGUCUUUAAAUCCUAGACAUAACUUGAUACUGGCCCAUGUCUAAAAAUACUAUAUAAUAAGUAAUUAUGUGUAAGCUUCAGUAGUCCACAUUGGUGGACUCUGUACACAAAUCUGAAGAUUUCUGAAGGCAAUUGGAAUGCGUUGAAUUUUGUUUAGGGGUAUCAGAGUAGAAGCAAUUGAAAGCAAAAGCAUGCCACACUUUUAAGAUUAUUUCUUGUUCUUAGCAGAUUAUCUGGCCGCUCGUCCAGGGUCACUACUUGUAUCCCAGUUGUUUCCCAGACAUGUGCUCCCCUUGCCCAGCCAGUUAGCGCAGGCUAACCACCAUGUCCUGGUGCCACUGCAGUUGUGCUAUACGCUUUUCAUUUCCAGUUGAAGGAUUAAACAUUACUCUGUGACAUG